Messenger RNA from Xyrauchen texanus (razorback sucker), 5291 nucleotides. RefSeq names its product phosphate cytidylyltransferase 1B, choline a (gene pcyt1ba). Gene Ontology annotation, biological process: CDP-choline pathway. NCBI's taxonomy places the organism in Eukaryota, Metazoa, Chordata, Actinopteri, Cypriniformes, Catostomidae. The transcript is spliced from 9 exons. Bases 138 to 1214 code for a protein of 358 amino acids. The record is from RefSeq and is a predicted model, not a curated record. Gene Ontology annotation, molecular function: choline-phosphate cytidylyltransferase activity; phosphatidylcholine binding.
UCUAGACACAGGCUCGCUGGAGUAGAGCAUGCCUGACAGGCUCGGCUAACGGCUACGGAAAAGCGGUUCCAGACCGAUGCUGAGUCAGGUAGAGGUGGGGUCGCAUCCUGUUCGGCUGCUGGGACCCUCCAGAAAUUAUGGAGGAGCUAGAACAUACCUGUCCACUGCCACGAACGACUCUAACAGAACCUGCCAUAUUUACAACAGAGACAAGUUGUGAAUGCCAGGCACCACAUGAGAAGCUAUCUGUAGAGCAAGCUCGACUCGGAACACCUGUGGACAGACCGGUGCGAAUCUAUGCAGAUGGCAUCUUCGAUCUUUUCCAUUCUGGUCAUGCUCGCGCCCUGAUGCAAGCAAAGAAUCUGUUCCCUAAUGCCUACCUUAUAGUUGGAGUAUGCAGUGAUGACCUCACUCACAAGUUCAAGGGCUUCACCGUAAUGACAGAAGACGAGCGGUACGAAGCUUUGAGACACUGUCGCUACGUUGAUGAAGUUUUGCGUGAUGCACCCUGGACUCUGACUCAAGAAUUUUUAGAAAAACACAAGAUUGAUUUUGUGGCACAUGACGAUAUCCCAUACUCAUCUGCUGGAUCUGAGGAUGUAUACAAGCAUAUCAAGGAGGCAGGUAUGUUUGUGCCCACUAAAAGGACAGAAGGGAUCUCAACGUCUGACCUGAUUACCCGGAUAGUGAGAGAUUAUGACGUGUAUGCCAGACGCAACUUGCAGAGGGGCUACACCGCUAAAGAACUGAAUGUCAGUUAUAUCAAUGAAAAGAAGUACCGGCUGCAGAAUCAGGUGGACAGGAUGAAAGAGAAAGUGCGGACGGUAGAGGAAAAGUCCAAGCACUUUGUGUACAAAGUGGAGGAGAAGAGCCACGACCUUAUCCAGAAGUGGGAGGAGAAAUCUCGAGAGUUCAUUGGGAAUUUUCUGGAGCUCUUUGGCCCAGAUGGGACAUGGAAGCAGAUGUUUCAGGAACGAAGUGGUCGAAUGAUCCAGGCUUUAUCUCCGCGCGGCUCACCCAGCAGUAGCCCUCCAAGGGACUUUUCUCCAUCCCGUUCCCCAUCGCCCCCCUCCCGCUGGGCCAUGCCCAGGACCUCUCCACCCUCAUCUCCGAAGGGUGCGUCCGCCUCCAUCAGCAGCAUGAGUGAAGGCGAUGAGGACGAAAACGCCUCCUUAACACUUUCUCUCCCACUGAUUGGGGCAACUCAGCGCUAGAUGUGCAUCCUCAUGGCCCGGCCACGCCCUGCUCCUCGUCACAUACCCCAAUGCCCGAUUUAGGCCGGGGAACCAACCGGCCUGACCUACUCCCUCCCCCCUUCCUUGAGGGGAGGAGUUGCCCCUUUGGCUGUUCCACUGCUGGCUGGUCUUUCCCACCUCCUGGAGAGGAAGAGGGGAGAGAUAAAGAGCGAGGGAGAGCCUGAGAAAGAGAAAAGGAGAGGGAAAACCACACCGGCAUUUGAUCCUCAGCCAGCUGUACUGCGGUCCUCUGUGAUGCCGGGCGAUGGCACUGGACUUCUCCUCCUGGCGGAUGGCAGCAGGCUCCUCCGCCUCUUGCCAGAUGGCAGAGGGCUCCUCCGUCAGUGGCGAGGACUCUCUGACGGUGCGUCUUCCUCCAAUUUCCGGGUUUCGGCACCCCUGUGGCUGUCAAGUCUCUUGUUCAUUUUAAAGGAGGAAGCGGGAACCGGCAUCAACCAAAAAUACUUUUAAGAAACAAAACACAUCAUAAAACUGCUUUUCAGCAUAACCAAAACACACAUCGAUUGACACACACAGCUCUGUGUGUGUGUGUGUGUGUGUGUGUGUGUGUGUCUCUCUCUCUCUCUGGCAUCUCCAGUUCUUCCUUACCUCUCUCUCUACUGCCUACUCGGCACCAGGCGUACAUGCUCACGGCCCGGCCACGCCCUCCUCGUCACAAACUAAAAUAGUAAAAUAAGAUCUGUGGUUAAAAAAACUUAAAGAGACUUAGAGGUCAGCGGUAUGAGCUCAAGGUGUGAAAAAGUAUCUUUAAGCAAUCAUUAUUUUACUCCUAAAUUGAAACCCGCUAUUAUAAAAACCCAUUCGAAAUUCCAGAGGAAACAUAAAUGCUAAUCCUCUUCUUGGUUUUAGGACUACAAACUGAACAGCUCUAUAGAGGAUGAGGACUGCACGAAUGAUUUUGUCCUCUAUUGCUCAGGUCUGACUGGAAUAUAGGGACUGCCCUACUGUAACAUACAUUAUAUCGCUGUCCAUUGUUUUCACAUUGUAAUGUCUGAUCCACCUCAUGAAUAUGUAUUAAUGCAAAUAGCGCACAUAGGGAGACUGCUAGCAUUCGCUGAGCUGUUUGUGCAUGAAUGUGUUUAGUUCUCAUUAAUAAUCAUUAACCUGUUUCAGUGUCUUGUAUGUUAUUGCAGCCUUAAAGGAACAGUUUGCCCCAAAAUGAACAUGUUCGUGUCUUUCGAAACCUGUAUGGCUUUAUUUCUUUCAUGGAACACAGAGAGGGUUAUUUAUAAGUUAUUUAUAUAAACAAACUAUCAAAUAAAAAAAAAAAGUGCUCUACGGCUAGAUUUUCAGUGUAUUACAACUUAAAUUUUAGUCUGUUUCUCAUACAAAGCUAUAUGGCUUCAGAAGACUUUGAAAGCAGCAUAUAAGUCAUAAGGACUACUUUUAUGAUAUUUUUAAUGUGUUUUUGUCCUUUUUGGAGCUUGACAAUCCCUGGCCCCAUCUAUGUUAGGUAUGGAAAUGAGCAGCUCAGAUGCUCAUUUGAUGUUCAAUGGAAGAAACUCAUACAAAUUUGGAAAUAUGAGGGUGUGUAAAUGAUGAAAUUAUUUUUAUUUUUUGGGGUGAACUAUUUCUUUAACCUCAAAAUAAAGCUCGAUCUUUGUAAAUUUAUGUCACAAUCAAUAACUUGACCAAUAUGUUACGUCAAAUUGUCUUCAGACAAGCUACACCCUUAACAAAUUUCAUUAAAGAGAUUUAAGUCUGGUUGCUUUUAGAUAAAGGUAAUAAAAUGGACUCAAACUGAGGGAACAUUAGGUCUAAGCUGCUCACUCUCCAUUACUCCUACAUUAUGUAAUCCAGCCUGUCUUGUCUAGUUAUGUCAUUAUACUGUAUGUAUGCACAUGACAGUCACAUAAGUCAAUACAUGUAAUCAGCAUGAUGUUCCAAACCUGUAUUACUUUUUUUUUCUUCUGUGGAACACAAAAGAUGUUAGGCAGAAUGUUAGCCUCAGUCACCUUUCACUUUUAUUCUAUGGAAAAAAAGAUGCAAUGAAAAUGAAUGGUGAUUGAAAAUGAAAAUAAGCAUAGGGGUUUAGAACAUCAUGAGUGAAUGAUGACAGAAUUUUCCAUUUUUGGGUGAACCAUCCCUUUAAGUGUUAUGACAUGAACCUAGGAUCGGAAAGUAACUUCAAAUAACACAAAUGGAUGGUAAUACUAGAAGAUCUCUUUAUUGUUCUUUUUUAAAUAGGUACUUCUGAUGGAAUGCCAAUAGAUCAAUAUCUUCAUUGCAAUAAAUUAUUUAUGUGUGUAUAGAGUGUCAGGUUCCAAACUAUAUCAGCAUCACACAAAAUCAUCUAAACACUUGGUUAAAACAUUGUUUCAAAAUGAAAAUCUAUCUACAAGCAGUGGUGUUUUGUUCGUCAAGAACAAGAAAAGACAAAAAAAAAAAAAAAAACAUGAAAACACUCAAACAAUGUCUGUUCCACCUGAAAAGUUUGUUUCUCUUAGAUUUUUGCAUGAACGACUAAAAUACUAGUUCAUCUAAAACUGUAAGUAAACAGAUUUUCCCAAUGUGUUUUUAAAUUACCAGACUGCAUGCAUGCACAAACAAGAGUACACUGGCAAAAUCAACUAUAUUUAUGCUUGUGACAAAGACACACAUGUCUAAGAAUAAGGCUUAGUUUCACAGGAAUAUAUGCUUGCAUACUUCAGUCUGCUCAUCAGAACACAUGAGUUCAAGGCAUCAAAGUGCUUUCUUAGUUGACAAUUAAGCAAAACCAAUACCAUUCUACAAAUCUUUUAAAAUAAAUACUAAAGCCUAUACAGUACUUCAAUAAAGUAUGACAAAAAGUAAGGUACUAUACUCUGAUCAUCACAAAAAAUGUUCCCUUGAAGUCUCAGAAAGUCCCCCAAACAGCACAAACCAGCAUUAAGACAAACAUAAAUUUAUGGGAACACCUUGAAAUAUGGAAAACUCUAUAAGAAACCAUAAGUUAUACAAUUUAUCUAUAUAAAACAACAGCAUGCCCGCAAUUUUUGAGGGGGAAUCUUACGAAGAAAUGUCCAGGUCAUAUUUCACCCAAAAAUCUACAGACAAAAUCAAAUUUUUCUUCAAGCCUCAUUACAUUAGGAUUUUUUUGCAUAACAUUAUAUUUUUGCAUUGUACUAAUAAAAAAUGAGGACGCUUAAUCGUCAUGAGGGAUGUUGCGAUUUUGCAGUUUUAACCAGGAUUAAAUAUGGCAUGGUUAUUUAACCGUAUGAAUUUAGAGUCUACGAUUAAAAAACUUCAAAUAUUUUAUUUACACAUGGCAAAAAUAUGAUAUAUAAUAUACAGUAUAUAAAUUAGGGCCGUCAACCGAUUAAAAGUUUUAAUUCAAUUAAUCACAUGGUGUGCCCAUUAAUUAAUCAAAUUGCCUAAACUGCUGAAGUUUCGCUUACUGCCCCCUGAAGAAAAAAGGUGGUACUUCAAGCUUGAAUUGCUCAAAAAUCUUCCUCAUUACGGUCCGGUGACAUGAAUAAUUACUUACAUUUUUUAGCACGUUAUUGUUUAUAUAAUUAUUUGCACUGAAUUACUGUGUUAAAUCAACAGCCCUAAUAUAUAUAUAUAUAUAUAUAUAUAUAUAUAUAUAUAUAUAUAUAUAUAUAUAGUACUGUCCAAAAGUUUAGGCAUUUGUUAAACAUGUUGCAUAGUGAGGCUGUUUUCAAAAAUAAUGCCAUAAAUAGUUUUCAUUUAUCAAUUAACGUCAUACAAAGUCCAGUAAACAUAAAAAAAAAAAAGGUACAUCUGGACACACUUUGUUUUGGUUGUUGCAGAUAGGAUGUUCCAAGCUUCUUGGAGAAUUUGCCACAGUUCUUCUAUCAUAGUUCUUCUGCCUCAAGUGCUUUUGUCUCCUCAUGUAAUCCCAGACUGACUCGAUGUUCAGCGGGGGACUCUGUGGGGGCCAUGCCAUCUUUUCUAUUCUAUUUGCAGAAGGACUGUUUGGGAGUCUAAAAUGUAUAUUAUAUCUUAAGACAAAUGUUUUUUUUAAACAUCCUAUGACUUUUUCACAUUGCUCUGUGUGUAUGUAUAUAUAUAUAUAUAUAUAUAUAUAUAUAU